UAGAUAGAUAGAUAGAUAGAUAGAUAGAUGGAUGGAUGGAUGGAUGGAUAGAUAGAUAGAUAGAUAGAUAGAUAGAUAGAUAGAUAGAUGGAUGGAUGGAUGGAUGGAUGGAUGGAUGGAUGGAUAGAUAGAUAGAUAGAUAGAUAGAUAGAUAGAUAGAUAGAUAAAUCUCACUAUUUCGCUGUUUACGUUUGUUUUUCAGUAUCAACAACGAACAACUCAUCCAGGGCUCUUGGCCUCUUGCUUUCAUCCGUUGCCUGGGCAACAGGGGAGGUCAAAUCGAUGACGGCGGUAAAAGGAGACUUGUUUUUCCCCCUUGAAUAAUUCACAGAGCAGUCCGAGUCAAGCCGGUGAGGACAAAGAUAUCAACAGGACAGCUUAUUUGCUUAUUUGCAUGCGCGUGGCAGAUACAUCAGACGUGUAGGCUUUUCAAAAGGCGGGAGAAUCUGAUGAUGCGAAGCAAAUAAUUUUAGUAUGCAAGUCUGGAUCUGAGUUAUUUAUCAUAAGACAUCGUUUUGAAGAGUAUGACAAUCAAUACUGAUUUCCAAGUUCAAAAGAGUUAGGUGCGUUAUUCUCUUGUUCGUCUGCUGACAAAUGAAAGUGAUGUAUGCUAAGUUGCAAAGAAUUUAGAACUAGGUAUUCAAUCAAACAACAUUAAUUUGUUAGUCAAUGUGAUUUACCCUGUGAUUCUCCAAGGCACAACAUCAAACUGAGGUGAUGUAGCUGAGCAAACCCAGCGGCCAUGGUUGGUCUUAUGAGGUCUCCCAGUCUUCAACAUCGCGAAUGCCACCAGGUUCUUGACACGGAUGAUUGCUUCUUGCCAAACGAUAACGCCGAAAGGGAUUUUACAGCCAAAGACGGGAACUUUAGCAGACUAGCCCGGUGCGUGGUUUUCAGACACGGGUUUCUAGCCAUGGAGGACAACUCAGAGAGCGAAAUCGCCGUCUCGAAUGAAGUUACCAAACGACAAGAGUCAAAACAGAGACAUAAGUUUGGCAGGCUGAAUUCCAGAGGAUGGUUCAACAAGUCUUUUGACCAGGCUGCGAUGCCUGGAAGUUCCGGACAAACUACCAGCAAGAGUAUAAAACGACAAAACUCUGUUUCCGAUUUUUUUCAGCAUGUACUGAACAAAAGUAGGUCACACAUUCAAGAUCUGUUUUCGGCGCGUUUAAAAGAAAAACCAAAGCGAAGGUCUACAGCUUCAGGUAGUGAGGAAAUAACGGAUAAAUCUGACAUUGUCGGUGCGGAAGGCGGCGUGCAAAGCUCCUCUCCAACAGAAGUUUCUAGUGACCAGCCGCCCACUCUUCACAGUUCAUGCCCGAGCUUUAAGUACGACUCGUCAGAGUCACAGUGGGCCAAUCCAGUGAUAAGCUUUGAUCCAGAUCCAAGCUUUGAAAGCAGGGAACGGCGCUUGUCUUCCAUAUCGAAUCGCUGUUACGACAUCUCUAACUUCCAUUGCGAUGGCGAAUACAGGCCAAUUGUAAAAAAUCCGGGCUCUGCAUUCACAAGUGAAAGUGACCUUUUAUCUUCCAAGCGCCAUCCGAGCUCGUGCUCGCCGAUACAUCUACGGACUCAAAAUUCCCCUUCGAUCAGCCCGAUCCGAAACCGCGCUCCCAAAAUCGCCAUGUUACCAUCUUUCGAUUUCGCUGGAACAGAACGCUUCUCUUCCAAAUGUGAUUCAUCUUUAGCAGCAGGAGGAAGUAAACCCAACACACGCAGUCUGUCGUCUGCUUUGCUGUCUGCUGAAGACGAAGGAGUGUGCAGAAGCAAAAGAGCUCUCGUGAAAAGCAACUCAGACACGUUUGCUAGGCUGGCGGCUGCUCCACAGUCUCUGGCUAAAGCUUCUUCAGAUGGAGACUGCUUUAAGAAAAGCCCAUCAGCGUCAUUGGCGUCCAGCAUGACGUCUUUGGGAAGUAUCAUGUGCGGCGUGACGGAUUAUCUUUUCCUGGGCAGCGUCGAUGCGGCGUACAAUGACCCGCUUCUUUGCAAGUACAACAUUUCGUCACUGGUGGACAUGUCUAACAUUAGCCCUUCCGCUAUCCCGGCGUUGAAGAAAUCAGACUGCCCGUGCGCAUGCGUCAAUAAAACUCACUUCCGCUCUAAGCUGAACAUUGGUAUCAAUGAUAUAGAGUGGGAGAACAUAGAACAGUACUUUGACGACAUCAACGCCUUCAUCAACGGAGCCAGGAGGAACAAUCGCCGCGUCCUAGUUUUCAGCUACCUUGGCCAGUCGAGGGCGCCCGCCGCAGUCAUUCAGCAUCUUAUGCAGCAUUUUAGAAUGUCGUACGACGACGCUCUCAACAUCGUCCGCGCCAAGAGAGCACAAGUCAAGCUGAAUUCAGGUUUUGUCAAAGCUCUCUGUCGCUUAGAGCAGCGCCUGAAUUUACAGAAUGUGGCGCCAGAGAAUGACGCAGUCCCAUCUUGCCCGCCAGAGACUCAGAGAUCGUCUUUAAACUCUUUAGUUGAUAUUGACUCGCUAUCGGUGCCUCCUGUAGUUAAAGGGGCCUGGCUUGAAUGUUGAGACUAUUUAAAAAAAAUAAGCAUGACUCCGUGAUAUUUAUUUGUAUAGAUUUGAAUGUUGACACCACAGAACUAUACAUACAAAAUCUAGACUGGAAAUCGGAAACAAAUUCUUAUCCGCGAUUGAUCAAUUCACAGACCUAUAGAAAGACUUUUAUGUACGUACUAUUUUUCAACCUGUAAAGGAAUUCGCCACAAAUCUAGGAAAAUCAAUCUUUUCUGUCUUAGAAAAGUAAUGAUCUUUAGUUUUCAAAGUUUAGAAAUAAUGCAAAAUCAUUUCUCGGAUUUUCUUUAGAAUGGGCUAUUCACAGAACUAUAUAUUCACGCAAAUAUAUUAAACAAAACCAUUUCCUGUUAGUUUCCAUUGAGAUAAUGUUUAAAAAAUCCUAGAUCGAAAUAAUUCAUGUCUGUUGAUUUUAAUCAUCUUAUGUACAUUUAAAUAGAUUGAUUACCUAGAUCUUUCUAGAUUAUGUAUCUAAAAAAUGCAAAAUAAUAAGGGACUUCAUUCACCAAUCGUAAACAAACAACAUUGAGCCACCUGAUUCUCUAUCUCUUCUAUACAAAUUACGAUCUAAUUUUAAUCAACAAUGGUUAUCACGUGACAGUUUUUUUUUGUUUCAUCAAUAUUAUCACGUGACCGUUCGUUUUGGUGAAUGAGAUUCAUUCAGAGGAGAGUACUCUUACUUUUUAUUUUCAAUUACUAGAUCUAAAUCUAAACAUUUAUUAAUAUGUUACAUAGGUUAGGGUUGAAAAAAAAAACUUUACUUCUUAUAACUACUUUACAAAACAACGCCUUGUUUCAACUUUUAAAAACAUUUUCACGACAUUUUUUGUAGUGUUAAAAGAUCUCCUUGUCCAGUCUAGAUGUAAUAUAUACAUGUCUGUGGUUGACACUAUUAAAAAUAAGCAUGACUCCGUAUUAUUUAUUUGUAUAGACAACUUUAUUAAAACAUUCCAGGCUUUAA
Molecule: messenger RNA, 3485 nt
Organism: Biomphalaria glabrata
Lineage: Eukaryota; Metazoa; Mollusca; Gastropoda; Planorbidae
Exons: 2
Coding region: 743-2521 (592 amino acids)
Biological process (GO): protein dephosphorylation
Cellular component (GO): cytoplasm
Molecular function (GO): protein tyrosine/serine/threonine phosphatase activity
Source: RefSeq, a predicted model, not a curated record